AUGUUGCAUGGACGGACGUAAUUUUAUUUCCACAGUAAAUAAGGAAAUUCCAUUAGGGAUCUCUCUAAUAUAAAGUAAGAUAGUUCCACCUAGACUUUUGUCAAGAUCAGAACAUUCAAGCAUUCAUUACGUAACCAUGAAGAAGCAUUGGUGUUUUACACCCAUUUCAAAUGAUUGUGAGCAUAUAUAGAAUAUACAGUGGGGAGAACAAGUAUUUGAUACACUGCCGAUUUUGCAGGUUUUCCUACUUACAAAGCAUGUAGAGGUCUGUAAUUUUUAUCAUAGGUACACUUCAACUGUGAGAGACGGAAUCUAAAUCAAAAAUCCAGAAAAUCACAUUGUAUUAUUUGUAAGUAAUUAAUUUGCAUUUUAUUGCAUGACAUAAUUAUUUGAUCACCUACCAACCAGUAAGAAUUCCGGCUCUCACAGACCUGUUAGUUUUUCUUUAAGAAGCCCUCCAGUUCUCCACUCAUUACCUGUAUUAACUGCACCUGUUUGAACUCGUUACCUGUAUAAAAGACACCUGUCCACACACUCAAUCAAACAGACUCCAACCUCUCCACAAUGGCCAAGACCAAAGAGCUGUGUAAGGACAUCAGGGAUAAAAUUGUAGACCUGCACAAGGCUGGGAUGGGCUACAGGACAAUAGGCAAGCAGCUUGGUGAGAAGGCAACAACUAUUGGCGCAAUUAUUAGAAAAUGGAAGAAGUUCAAGAUGACGGUCAAUCACCCUCGGUCUGGGGCUCCAUGCAAGAUCUCACCUCGUGGGGCAUCAAUGAUCAUGAGGAAGGUGAGGGAUCAGCUCAGAACUACACGGCAAGACCUGGUCAAUGACCUGAAGAGAGCUGGGACCACUGUCUCAAAGAAAACCAUUAGUAACACACUACGCCGUCAUGGAUUAAAAUCCUGCAGAGCACGCAAGGUCCCCCUGCUCAAGCCAGCGCAUGUCCAGGCCCGUCUGAAGUUUGCCAAUGACCAUCUGGAUGAUCCAGAAGAGGAAUGGGAGAAGGUCAUGUGGUCUGAUGAGACAAAAAUAGAGCUUUUUGGUCUAAACUCCACUCGCCGUGUUUGGAGGAAGAAGAAGGAUGAGUACAACCCCAAGAACACCAUCCCAACCGUGAAGCAUGGAGGUGGAAACAUCAUUCUUUGGGGAUGCUUUUCUGCAAAGGGGACAGGACGACUGCACCGUAUUGAGGGGAGGAUGGAUGGGGCCAUGUAUCGCGAGAUCUUGGCCAACAACCUCCUUCCCUCAGUAAGAGCAUUGAAGAUGGGUCGUGGCUGGGUCUUCCAGCAUGACAACGACCCGAAACACACAGCCAGGGCAACUAAGGAGUGGCUCUGUAAGAAGCAUCUCAAGGUCCUGGAGUGGCCUAGCCAGUCUCCAGACCUGAACCCAAUAGAAAAUCUUUGGAGGGAGCUGAAAGUCCGUAUUGCCCAGCGACAGCCCCGAAACCUGAAUGAUCUGGAGAAGGUCUGUAAGGAGGAGUGGGCCAAAAUCCCUGCUGCAGUGUGUGCAAACCUGGUCAGGAAACGUAUGAUCUCUGUAAUUGCAAACAAAGGUUUCUGUACCAAAUAUUAAGUUCUGCUUUUCUGAUGUAUCAAAAACUUAUGUCAUGCAAUAAAAUGCAAAUUAAUUACUUAAAAAUCAUACAAUGUGAUUUUCUGGAUUUUUGUUUUAGAUUCCGUCUCUCACAGUUGAAGUGUACCUAUGAUAAAAAUGACAGACCUCUACAUGCUUUGUAAGUAGGAAAACCUGCAAAAUCGGCAGUGUAUCAAAUACUUGUUCUCCCCACUGUAUGACUUGAUUAAUUUUUUCUAAAGUUUACUAUUCCAUAAAUCGAUACCUCCCCAACUUUUUGGGGGUUGUGUCAACUCAUGCUUUUUACAAGAUCAGAACAUUUAAAAAAUGGUGAAACACCUUUAAAUUAGGGUAUAAAGCUGAUAAAUGUGAUUGAAGUUGUAGAGAAGACAAUGUCCUAAAAUGACUAUAAUCCCCCAUUCAUUCACACUGUUCCAGACAUUCCAUACCAAAUGUUAUGUGCUUGAUAAAUUAUAAAUCUCAAAAUUGGACACAGAUUUGCCCCCAGAAACCUAACUUGACACCCUUUUGGGUUAAACAGCCCUGGCCUGGACCACAGGUAUAGUUAGCCUUGCCCUACAACAUCCCCAGGACAUACUUAUCCCUCCUCCUACCUCCUCAAAGAGGAACACUUGUUUAGUCCAUGACUUCAUAGUUUUAAAAAAAUAAAAAAUUUAACCUUUGGCAUGUUUGUGUCUAUACUAUUACAAUGAUCUAUUAAUCGCCCCAAAGAUAUGCGUGAAAUGUGUUUGGCUCAGGAGCAGACUGGAGUAAUGGGGAAGGUAUGUUUUUGCAGCUGAAAGAUUCCAAAUCUGAUUUCUUAAGGGUUGAAUUCCUCUCCUCUACCCACCUCACCCCCUCAACAGACUGCAUAGUUUCACUUCCAGGGCUCAGGUAUGAUCACAGUCACAUAGUAGGGAUUACGCUGUGGCCUUGUCGUCCUAAUAAAUGCCACUACCUAAAUCCCACCAUUCAGCAGGGAUUUAAAACAUAAUUUACCCUGUAUUCUUUACGGUGUGUUUUACCACAUUAUCUAUUCAUCGAUGUUGCAAUUCUCUCCAGGUGUGUAUUAUUCCUUUGUACAACAGCAUAAUUAAAUGGAGCAAUAUAUUUACAGUAGCUACUGCUGUAAAAUACAAACAAGAUUUGUAGUAGUUAAUAGCUUAACACUUACUUGUAUUCACUGGAAGCAUUUAUUCUAAGGUACAUUAAACAGCGGGUAUUCAGUCUCGUCAUUAAAAGACUAAGGUUAUUUGGGUUUUCCUGUCCAAAAGGUUAUUUGCGUUUUCCUGUUUUUGUUUGUUUUUCAGGCGGUUAUAUUUCAUUUGUUCAGUUUUAACUUUGCAUUUAUUUUAUGUAACAGUCAAAGAUUUUUAUAGCAUUCCUUCCACUUCUUUUUUCAACCUUGUUUAUUUAAUUGAAUACCAAAGGCAUUAGAGAACGUGCUGUAAUUCUGCAAUAGUUUCAUUGCUUGGUUAGAAGGGAGGUUUCUGACAUUGUAGGGAGCGUCAGCUGGGUUCUAAUGACACCUAACCUGCCAAAGCAAACGGUCUCUUCCCAAAACCACCACUCUGGGUCUCCGGGUCAAUCAAUCCUCAACCGCCAACCAGCGUUGACUUUGUAUCCAUUUCCUCAAACAUAAGCCAUUUUAUAUUUGACAUUUUAUAUUUAGUUAUAGUGGUGAGUUUGGGUGCUUGUCCCACACUGGUCCUAAAGGCAAUUAAGUAAUGCACUUGCCAACCUAUUUUCUUACACUUUGGAUGCCCUCGUGGGCAGCACCAUGCAUCCCACUUCUGACACCAAAUGUAAAUUCAUGGGGUAACCUUCUGGGACUUGCAUUUGUCAGUCCAAGACCUUUGCCAUUACACCAAGAGAGGUCCAAACCUCUUGACAAGGUUCUAAGGUGUAGGUGUUGUACUGAGGAUGUUAGAAUUAAGCUUCUAUACAAAGUCUGUCACAGUUCAGACUGUAUGGAAUAUGCAAACUAUAAUGUACAGCUGUACUUUAGUCUGGCAGAUCAGCGCCAAUGUUCAAAAUUAUCAUAAUCUUGUGAUCUUUCUAAUGGUGGAGAGCUGGUUGCCGUUUUAUGUCAUCGUCUGACAAUUGACAUCUGCUUUUAACAUCUUUCAGCACAACUUAGUUUAAAUGAAUACCAUAACAGGAGCAGACACAACUAAUACCUGCAUUUUCUCCUUGUAAUCACAUCGUGCUGCUGUUGGUUCAACUCGCUCUUUAAUAAUGUGAAUUGUUGAUGCUUGAACCACAGAUAGGCUAAAGCCUUCAUGCAUAUGCUGGUGGUUGGUUUUGGAAACAGGCUGCAUGUAACUUUCUUGUGUUUUGAACCAUGUCGGUACUACUGAUGCCUUAGUCAUUUGCAUGGAUGAAAACCACAUGAAUGUAUUACAGUACACCAGUGGAGGCUGCUGAGGGGAGGACGGCUCAUAAUAAUGGCUGCAACGGAACGAAUGGCAUCAAACACAUGGAAGCCAUGUUUGAUGUAUUUGAUACCAUUCCACUAAUUCCUCUCCAGUCAUUACCACGAGCCCGUUCUCCCCAAUUAAGGUGCCACCAACCUCCUGUGCAGUACACUGUAACAUCUGUCUUAUAAAUGUAGUGUGUGACAAGCUUUGGUGUUCCCUGUAUUGCAAAGGAGGUUGGUGGCACCUUAAUUGGGGAGAACGGGUUCGUGGUAAUGACUGGAGAGGAAUUAGUGGAAUGGUAUCAAAUACAUCAAACACAUGGUUUCCAGGUGUUUGAUGCCAUUUCAUUCGCUCCGUUCCAGCCAUUAUUAUGAGCUGUCCUCCCUUCAGCAGCCUCCACUGGUGUAUUGUGCUCGAGCAGUGGGUCAUAACAUAGCAGCAAGACUAGUGGGACACACCUACAACAAGGAAGAGCACUUUACAUGACUGCAUUAGAGAAUGCCAUAAAUCUGGAUUAUUUUAAGAGCUUUAUUUGGGAAAGCACCUUUUGAAGAGUGGGAAAGACAGAAAUGAACAUAGUGAGUGGGGCACUCGGAGGAUAGGGGAGAGAGAGGGAGGGAGCUGGAGAGAGGAGGGGUAGAGUGUGUGUGUGUUUGAGGGAGAGAGUGAGUGAGAGGGAGGGGGAGUGAAAAGGAGGGAGGGAGGGAGCUGGAGAGAGGAGGGGUAGAGUGUGUGUGUGUGUUUGAGGGAGAGAGUGAGUGAGAGGGAGGGGGAGUGAAAAGGAGGGAGGGAGGGAGCUGGAGAGAGGAGGGGUAGAGUGUGUGUGUGUUUGAGGGAGAGAGGGAGUGAGAGGGAGGGGGAGUGAAAAGGAGGGAGGGAGGGAGCUGGAGAGAGGAGGGGUAGAGUGUGUGUGUGUUUGAGGGAGAGAGGGAGUGAGAGGGAGGGGGAGUGAAAAGGAGGGAGGGAGGGAGAAAUAUAAGACACACGGCAAUAGAGGGGAAGGUAACACAGCGGAUAACUUCCCUGUCAGGCUCACCAUGUUUCUGCUGCAGACUGUGACUGUUAUUUCUCUGACUGUCGUUCUCCUGGACGCAGUGGAAGGUAAGACACAAUAACACCUACACUAUACCGUCAGCAGUAUGCACCCUGCUGGGAGCCAGUUUAGCAGGGAAGCGAUGGCGAAGGAGAUUAAGCUAGAGGAAAGGGGAAGAGAGCCAAUACUGGAGCAGCAGCAGGGAGAGUCAUGGAUGUAAACAGAGGGCUAGAAUGCAGGAAGACAAUGAUUUCAAAACUAACAAGCUAACUGAAUACCUAAUAACAAGCUAACUGAAUACCUAAUAACAAGCUAACUGAAUACCUAAUAACAAGCUAACUGAAUACCUCAUAGACUUUCAUGGGAAAAGUGAUAGAUGAUGUCAAUGAUAAUAUAUGACAAGGUUCAGAGCAGCUUUUAUAUGACAUGCAUAUGGUAACUGUUAUCUCGGCUAAUGUUAUUGUGUUUACUCGCUCUGAUUGGACAAAAAGGCUUGUCAUGUAGUCACAGUGCCACUGGCAUAACAGUACAUUGUUGGGGAUCAUGGGAUGAUCUAGCUAAUUCCUCUGGCAUUCUAGUGUGUAUAGGGGGUGUGUAAUACUCCUGACUCUGUCUGCACAAAAUAUUACAUAUUAACCUUACAUAGUCCAACUAAACUGUAUAGAAUAGUGCAAUGAUAUGCGUUGCAUUCCUACUAAAAUAUUUGCCAUUUGAGCUAAUUUCUAUCAUAACAACCCUCCUUAGCGAUCAGCCUUCAUAUACUGUAAGUGUGCUUUGACGAGUCUGACAUAAGGGUAUGUCUCUCUCCCCCUCACUUUCUCUCUCUCCCCCCUUUCUCUCUCAGGUAAGGGGGUACAGAUGCAGAGAGACGUUCAGUGCUGUAUGCAGUACUCCCAUGGGAAAGUGCGCACCAAAGACGUGCUGAGGUUUGAAGUGCAGACAGAGGGGCCAGACUGCAGCAUACAAGCCAUCAUGCAAGUAUUCCAACUAUCCCCAAGCAACUCGCAGACAUAGAACAUAUUCCUCUCACAGCUGUGAGGCAUUGUCAUCUAUCCAGGUCAUGUUGUUAUGGCUCAGAUUCUACUGUAAUUGCCAGGGAUGUGAGGAAGGAAAUAGGUGGGAAUAACAAGCCAUAAAGAAAAAGAUGCCUCACUAGCCAACUUUGUUGAAGCUUUGGUUCAGAGAAGGCUUUAUUGAAACCAUGCUGCAUAUCUACAGUAUGUUCUGAAUGUUUCAGUUGGAAAGUUGGUGUGGUGAAUGUUCUUUAUCUGUUGUGGCUGCAGACUGUACACCAAGAAGGCGGUGAAGUGUGCUGACCCCAGAGACAGAAGGGUCAAGAGGUUACUGAGGAAGCUGCUCCAGAGGCAGAGGACCAAAGCACAUAGGACCAUGUGGCUCCACCCUCAUGGCAACCUGCCAGUCAUGUCGGAGGUGGGAAAUAUGCACUGUGUUUAUACACAUAGGGCUCAAUUCAAUCUAAUGCACAUUGCAGUUACGUAUACUACAUAAACAUUCCUAUGGUGGGAGUGAUUGAAUCCAGCCUGUACAUCCAAACGGCUUUAUUAGAUAGUGGUAAUGAUAGCGUUAUUGAAAAGUGUGCUGUAGACGUUUCUCCCUGAUUUAUGUCUCCAUAGACAAUGAUUUUCCACACUUUUCUCUCUCAGGACAAAAAGGAUGUGUGGGAUGCCCUCCAUGUGGAAUGAUUGUGAGGUUGCUGUUACCACAGGAGGAUGAUUACUGUCAUAGGUGACAGCUGUUUAAUAUUGUACUGUAUUGUCUCCGCAUAAACUUACAGUUUCUGACAUUUAUGUUGCACUUAAAUUGCCCUUUGGGGACAAUAAAGAUUUAUUUAACUGAACUAUCUUUCUUGUCAUUGCAGGCCAAGUAAACUUCCAGCGGCUUCUCGUCCUAACUCAGCCAAGCUUGCUGACUCUCCAGUCGUCUCGUGUCACUAUCUAUCUGCCUGGGAGAGUGUAGUGGCUGAGUUGUCAUCGCCAUACAUUGCAGAGUCCAUGAGAGGUUUUGAUAUAUAGCUAAAUGUCUUUUACACACUGUCGCUAACUAUGCCAAAGUAUUUGCCAAGUAUUUCUGAUUACUCUUUAUUCCGAGAAACCGGUCUUCACCAUCUAUGUAUGGCUGUUCAACUUCAUAGAUGGCUUGUUCUCGCCUGAAACACAAUGUUAUGUAGAAAAAUGCACUGUUUGUUUAAACACAUCUAAAGUGGAUAUUUUAUAAAUAAAUUAACCAGAA
This is a messenger RNA of Coregonus sp. 'balchen', 7281 nucleotides long. The record is from the annotation of a GenBank genome assembly. Lineage: Eukaryota; Metazoa; Chordata; Actinopteri; Salmoniformes; Salmonidae.